Messenger RNA from Aureobasidium subglaciale EXF-2481, 207 nucleotides. RefSeq lists its product as uncharacterized. NCBI's taxonomy places the organism in Eukaryota, Fungi, Ascomycota, Dothideomycetes, Dothideales, Saccotheciaceae. The record is from RefSeq and is a predicted model, not a curated record. The coding region runs from base 1 to 207 and encodes 68 amino acids. The transcript is spliced from 4 exons.
AUGCCUUCAGGUAUGGGAAAUGGCACAAAGCCUAUUCACAACAAGAAGCCCAAGAAGGCUGCCAAGGACGAAGAUGAGGACGACGUUGCCUUCAAGGCCAAGCAGGCUGCUGACAAGAAGGCCCGCGAGGAGAUGGCCAAGAAGGCCGGCGGCAAGGGCCCCUUGAACACUGGCGGCCAGGGCAUCAAGAAGAGCGGAAAGAAGUAA